Myxozyma melibiosi is the source of this 1825-nucleotide messenger RNA. RefSeq lists its product as uncharacterized. Gene Ontology annotation, biological process: mitotic G2 DNA damage checkpoint signaling; DNA replication initiation; mitotic DNA replication checkpoint signaling. The coding region runs from base 110 to 1792 and encodes 560 amino acids. NCBI's taxonomy places the organism in Eukaryota, Fungi, Ascomycota, Lipomycetes, Lipomycetales, Lipomycetaceae. The transcript is spliced from 2 exons. The record is from RefSeq and is a predicted model, not a curated record.
CAAGUGGAUCUACACGCGUCAACAAAUUCAACAACUCCAACUCUAACAGGACCGCACCAGCGCCAGCGCAAGAUCAAGGAGGUAGUUUUUGUGACUGUGAGGAUUGAAGAUGUCAGACGACGACGAUAUAUCUGAGAAAAAACGGCCGCUGCACGGGUUUGUCAUCUGCACGACUGGUCUAGAGUCGCCUCAGCGAGAAGAGUUGAAUAAGAAAUGCAGUCAGCUGGGUGGCAAGUCGUGCGAGAAUCUGAUGAACAGCGUGACGCAUUUAGUCGUGAACCUGCCGCCGAACCGGAAGGUGUCUCCAAAGUACAAUUUCGCGUUUCGGAAACGGUCGAAUGUGAUGUUUUUGGAUGUCGAGUUUAUCCCGAAAUUAUACGACCGCUGGAUUAAAGGCGAUGAUAUUGAUAUCGAGACUGAGCUUCGCGAGUAUGGGAAUCGGAGGAUGUUUGGGGGGUACACGAUUUCGAUUAGCGGGCUGGUUGAUCCGGAACGAAGGGAGACGAUAAAGUACAUCAGCGGAAACGGAGGGACGUACACGUCCAACCUGACGACGCGAACGGACGUGCUGAUCUCUUUGAACCCAUCAGGCCAGAAAUACGAGUUUGCGAUGCAGCGCAAGAUCCGGACGGUGAGUCCGUUGUGGAUCGAGGCGUGCAAGAAGCGCGGCGCGCUGGCGCCGAUCGAGAUGUUUUCGUACGAUCUGAAACCGGAGGAGUGGGAGGAGAAUUUGGCGGGGAUUGUGGAGAAGGAGUAUGGGGAUGUGUAUGUGCCGAAGCCGAGCGUGGUGCGCAAGGUUGAUGAUAGCCGGCGGGCGAGGAAAGUGCUUACGAAGCUUGCGAGGACAAAGUCUGAUAGCACUUGGAAUUCGAUGAUGUUGCAGACGUCUUCGGAUAGUUUAGCGGUGCCGCGAACGAGUAGUCACGACGAGGUUGUGGCGGAUUCGAAAGACAGCGCGACGGCAGACGGGCGGGGUCCGUUCGAGUUGGUUUCGGCAGACGAGUCGGCGAAGCUAGAUACGGCCGCUGAAGACGUGAAUGGCUUCGACGACGACGAGGAGUCACGGUUGCUUGAAGGCCAUGUUUUCUAUUUCCAUGGGUUUGACGAAGCAAAGAUUGCGACGAUGGAGCCGUUUGUGACUGCGCGCGGAGCAAGGACGGUGGCGUCUAUGGACGGCGCGGGGGAUAUGCCGGUGCCGACGCAUGUGGUGCUUGAGCAUAAGCUGUCGCCUGCUGAGAUUCCGGAGGAGCUACCAGGGUCAGCUGUGGUGGUGACGGACUGGUAUCUUGAUCUGUCGAUAUUCCAUAAAGAGCUGAUUCCUCCAACGCGAAGCAAAUACUCUGGCUACCUCGGCCAUGAGAUAUACUCGCCCGAAGCGGCAGUGUUUAAAAACAAGCACGUCGAGUACUCGUGUUUUGAAGGCAUGAACCGCACUCAUUUCGGAAGACUGCUGUUCUUGCUCGGUGCGAAGACUACGGGCGUGCUCGAUUACAGCUGCGACUUGCUGGUUAUUCCCAAAUCAGUGUACGACCAGGUCAAGAAUAUAAAUCCGGUGGAGAAGAGGGGGAUUCCGGGCGUGCGGUCGCUUGCGAAGGUCGCGUAUGCGCGGGAGUGGGCGAUUCCUAUUAUUCCGGAUGAGUGGCUGUUGGAUCGGAAGUAUUACGAGAAGAUUGGGAAGAUUAUAGAGAUUGCGAGGACGAAGAGGGUGCCGUUUGAGGUGCGUGAUUUGAUGAGCAGGAAGCGGAAGGAGGGAUCAGUUACGGAGGAGUCAAAUGGAAGGAAGAAGCGGUGAAGAUUAAGAUAGCAGGAUGCAUAAGGAAUGGAG